Solanum pennellii is the source of this 2047-nucleotide messenger RNA. RefSeq names its product probable receptor-like protein kinase At1g80640. Gene Ontology annotation, biological process: protein phosphorylation. The transcript is spliced from 10 exons. Gene Ontology annotation, molecular function: ATP binding; protein kinase activity. Lineage: Eukaryota; Viridiplantae; Streptophyta; Magnoliopsida; Solanales; Solanaceae. The record is from RefSeq and is a predicted model, not a curated record. Bases 390 to 1730 code for a protein of 446 amino acids.
AUACAUAACAAAAUAGUGUCAAAACCCCACUAGCACAAUCUCCAAUACAUCCAGCCACAGCCAGGCCAUAGACAGACUUAAUAUAACAAUACGUGAAUUUCUUAAAUCUCUGAUGAAAGGAUUUUCAACUUUUGAUAACUGCCACGAGAUUGUUGUGUCUCUCUUCCCCUUUUAAGCUUUUUCAGGUUUACAAAAACAAACUUCCUUUUCCCUUUUUUCAUUUUCCAUCUGCCACAUUAUUUUGUCCUUUUCUUUCCAUUUUUUUCUGGUAAAAAGCAUAACUGAGAUACCCCUUUAAACCACAUCUACUAACUAUCCCACAUUUCAAUUUUUCCAAAAAAAAAAUUGAGUCUUUCUGAAGAAAUAUCAUUUUGUAUGUUAUCUUGAAGAUGAAACUACUCAUCUUGCUUAUACCCAUUUGGGUUUUUGUUACUCCUUUGUUGUCCGCUCCAGUGGAUGUAACUCCACAGCCUCCAAGUGCCGAUCCAGUUCUUCCUACUGAGAAAGGACCCAUUUUUCAAAUUUCUUCUGAUAAGGACGCCCCUUCUCCUGGAGUUGCAGAGUUCAAAGUGGUUCACCACCAGGAUCUAAAUAAGAAGAUUUUGAUUUCACUUAUUGUUGCUUCAACUCUCCUUGCUGGAAUUCUGCUGUUUAUAUCUUGCUUUUGGAUAUACAGACUGAAAACACGGAAGAAGUCCGUUGAACAAGGACAUCAGAAAGGAGAGCCUGUGAAGGGCCUUUCAUGGGGUCCUAUAAUGGCCAAGUUCCCUUCUUUAAAAACUGUCGGUAAGAAAGGACUAGUUGCUGUGAUCGAGUACCAGUCGUUAGUAGCUGCAACUGAUAAUUUCAAUGAGAAGAAUGCUAUAGGAGAAGGUAGAUCAGGAUGUGUUUAUAAAGCUCAAUUCAGUGACGACGUCCAAGCAGCUGUUAAAAGAACUCAUGGUGGGGAUCAGGAUGCUGAGAAAGAAUUUGAGAAUGAGGUGGACAUGUUGAGUAAAUUUCAGCACCAAAAUAUUAUUUCGCUUCUUGGGUACUGCAUUCAUAGCAAUGCACAAUUCCUGGUGUAUGAGAUGAUGCAGAAUGGAUCUUUGGAAUUCCAAUUGCAUGGACCUCCUCGUGGAUCAGCUUUGACUUGGCAUCUUCGCAUGAAAAUUGCAUUGGAUGUGGCUAGGGGACUAGAAUACCUCCAUGAACGCUGUAACCCCCCUGUAAUCCAUAGAGAUCUCAAGUCAUCUAAUGUUCUACUGGAUUCCAACUUCAAUGCAAAGCUUUCUGAUUUUGGCCUUGCUAUAGCUGGAUGGAACUUGAGCAAGAGCAAUAUAAAGCUUUCAGGAACUCUGGGUUAUGUGGCUCCAGAGUACCUUUUAGAUGGGAAAUUAACUGAUAAGAGUGACGUCUAUGCUUUCGGCAUUAUACUUCUGGAGCUUUUGCUUGGGAGAAGACCAGUGGAGAAACUAGAGGGAGCUCAAUGCCAAUCUAUAGUCACAUGGGCGAUGCCACAGCUAACUGACAGGUCAAAGCUCCCUAAUAUUGUUGAUUCUGUCAUUAGAGAGGGAAUGGACCUGAAGCACUUGUAUCAAGUUGCUGCUGUAGCCGUGCUAUGUGUACAACCAGAACCAAGUUACCGACCACUGAUAACAGAUGUCCUGCACUCCUUCAUUCCCCUUGUACCAAUUGACCUUGGUGGCUCCCUGAGAAUUGCGGAUUCUGCACUAUCUAUUAGCACCUAACAAUAUGAGCUGCUUCGUUCAAAGUUUACUAUAGACACUGAAGCUGGUAAUUGAAUGAGCAACUUGACCUUUCCUCUUGCUUUUUUGCAUCUUUGGUUUGUUAUUUGUUGAUUGCAAUUUUUGCUAUGAAUUUAGCUUUAGGACCACUCACCAAAAGAAAACUUAUGCUGUGUGUAUAUAAUUGUAAAUUUGAGGUAGCAAAAGCUCUGAUUUUAUUUCAAGAUUCCUCAAGUUUUUAGCCUUUUUAUGGUAGUUUUAUGUAUUAGAGGAAUUAAUAUGCUUCUACUGUAAAGAAUGGCUUACAAAAUAUUCCAGUA